Messenger RNA from Homalodisca vitripennis (glassy-winged sharpshooter), 3872 nucleotides. RefSeq names its product probable ATP-dependent RNA helicase kurz (gene kz). Gene Ontology annotation, cellular component: nucleolus; intracellular anatomical structure. Gene Ontology annotation, molecular function: RNA binding; ATP binding. Lineage: Eukaryota; Metazoa; Arthropoda; Insecta; Hemiptera; Cicadellidae. Gene Ontology annotation, biological process: maturation of SSU-rRNA from tricistronic rRNA transcript (SSU-rRNA, 5.8S rRNA, LSU-rRNA). The record is from RefSeq and is a predicted model, not a curated record.
CAAUAUGUUGCUGUGAUUGUGUUGUGUUGUAUUUUAGGUUAGGGUAGUAGGUUAUGGUUAUGGUCUUAGUUGUCGCUGACAGAACUGCCUCUUCCAGUGUUGAAAAGAGUAUUUACCUCCGUAAAAUAAUAUUGUUUAUAUUACUGUUAAUUUAUUAAUUUUAUAAGUUGUUUUACAGAAAUGGGAAAGACACGCUUUAACUGGAAAGCUCGCCAAGUGCUGGAUACCGUGGUGGAGAAUGAUCGAAAUUCAAAGGUUCAGGUUGAGCUGUCAUCUAAACAAAAACAAACCUACGAUGAUUGUAACUCAUUGGUUUUACCAUCAAAGAAGAGAAAAACCCUCGUUAAAAAAAGGAAUACUCUAGUUGAAACUAAAAUUUUGUCCAAAACUCAAAGAAAAAAAUUGGAAAAAAUUAUCGAACGCAGGAACAAAAAAAAGAAUCGAUUUACGAUCCUGGAGGCUCUUGCAAAAGUUCAGGCUCCUGAAGAACUGUUACAAAAACUAACUUCAGUAUCAGGUGUACAAACAAAAGGGUUGAAACGUCAUCACAGUGAGGAGAAAAUGAGUGUCAAUGCAAUUAAAGGUGCUUACAAAAAGAGAAUGAAGCUAUUACAGAAUAGCUUUACAGUUGAAGAACAGGUUAAGAAAUGCCGUGAUCCCAAUAUUGUAGGUUUUGAGUCCUCUAGUGAUUCGGAUUCAAGUGAUGGGGAAGAGGAAAAUGAUGAAGAUGAUGAGAAAGAAAGUGAAGUAAAUGUUGAAAACAGUAGUACAGACAAAAGUUCCGAUAUUCCGAAAAAUAUUCCUAAUAAUGUACUCAGAAACAAAACCUGUGAAGAAGACAAUACAGAGAAAUGCAAAGAUAGAACUGAAUCUAAACCUGGCAUCUCAGCUGGACUGAGUACCACAGCUGGACAGAGUACCACAGCUGGACAGAGUACUGCAGCUGGACUGAGUACUACAGCUGGACUGAGUACCCCAGCCGGACAGAGUACUGCAGCUGGACUGAGUACCACAGCCGGACAGAGUACCCCAGUCGGACAGAGUACUGCAGCUGGACUGAGUACCACAGCCGAUCAAGGAAAAGUACAUGAAGUGGAGAGAAUCCCUUCUGUGUUUGUCCCAGUUUAUAGAGAUAAAAAAAUUCAGGAGGCCCGACUCAAACUUCCCAUACUAGGAGAGGAACAAAGGGUGAUGGAAGCCAUAAGAGAGAAUCCUAUUGUCCUGAUAACCGGAGCAACAGGAAGUGGGAAAACAACUCAAGUCCCUCAGUUCCUGUAUGAAGCAGGCUAUGGCAGUGACGGCAAAUUGAUUGCUGUAACAGAACCGAGAAGGGUGGCAGCCAUCUCCAUGUCCAAGCGAGUGGCACAGGAGAUGAACUUACCUCAGAGCAAAGUAUCAUACGUGAUCAAGUUUGAGGGAAAUGUGACGCCUGAAACUCAGAUAAAGUUUAUGACUGAUGGUGUUCUGGUGAAGGAAAUAAAAACGGACCCACUGCUGAAGAAGUACUCUGUGAUAAUACUGGACGAGGCCCACGAGCGCAGCAUGUACACGGAUAUCAUGAUAGGAUACCUGUCUAGGAUAGUGCCUUAUCGCAACAAGAAUGGCGACCAUCCACUCAAGCUGAUCAUCAUGUCUGCCACCCUGAGGGUGGACGAGUUAAUCAAGAACUCCAACCUUUUCAAAGAACCUCCACCAGUGAUCCAGGUGGAGACUCGUCAGUUUGAGGUGGUGGCGCACUAUAACAGGCAGACUGCUGAAGACUAUGUGAGAGAAGCUUACCGCAAAGCCUGCAAGAUCCACACCCAACUGCCAGAGGGGGGCAUUCUAAUAUUCCUCACAGGAGAGAGAGAAGUGAAUUUGUUAGUAAAAAAAUUAAGAGAUGCCUUUCCCUGGCGACCAACUAAACAAAGUGAAACUGUGAAACAUGAGAGCGAAAAUGAAGAAGAAGAAUUGGAUGAUGAAUUAGCAGAUGUAAUAAAAAAAGUGAAGAAAAAUCGCAAAGCGCAAGCCUCUGCCUCCAUACCAACUAUUAAUUUGGAUGACUACCACCUGACACCGGACGAUGACACGCAAGCUGAUUUACUUGACUCUGAGUCCGAGGAGGAGUGGGUGGAGGAGGAGGAGAACGGUGCACACACAACAUCUCAGCCAAUGUGGGUACUCCCUCUCUAUUCCGUGCUGCCCAGUAGCCAACAGGCCAAGGUAUUCAAUCCUCCGCCACCAGGCUGUCGGCUGUGUGUGGUUUCGACAAAUAUUGCAGAGACAUCACUGACAAUACCCAACAUCAAGUAUGUCGUGGACAGUGGUAAGGUAAAGAUUCCACGUUACGACAAGCGUACCGGCGUGUCCACCUUCGACAUCGUCUGGAUCAGCAAAGCCUCGGCCAUCCAGAGAAUGGGCAGAGCCGGGCGCACCAGCGCUGGACACUGCUACAGACUCUACUCGUCGGCAGUAUACAAUGAUUUUGUGGAGUGGUCAGAACCUUCGAUACUGCAGCAGCCAGUGGAUGGUUUGAUAUUAUACUUGAUGUCACUGGAUCUGAAGAAAGUGACUAACUUCCCCUUCCCAACUCCUCCAGACCAGGUGCAGCUGGAGACUGCAGAGCGGAGACUCACGCUACUAGGUGCUCUCACACCCGUUAAGAAAGGAGUGAAAGGCGGUUUGGAGUUGACACCACUCGGACAGAGGAUGUCCCACUACCCGGUCGCGCCGCGGUUCGCCAAGAUGUUGUGUCUCAGCAUUAACAACAGUCUGAUCGAGUACACAAUCGCUCUUGUAGCGGCUCUCUCUAUGCAGGAGCCGCUGCUCAUAAACGACAAGAAGUUCAUCCAUAAACGUAGAACAAGCUUUGUUGAGCCGGGCAACUCCUUGUUACUGGGAGACGUUAUGGUGUUGCUGAGUGCAGUCGGAGGCUCUGAGGUUGCGAACGCCAACGGUGACCAGGAGAAGUUCUGCAGGAAUUAUGGGUUACGACUCAAGGCUGUGUUGGAAUGUCGCAAGUUGCGUCGCCAACUCACUUCCAAGCUCAAUGGAGAAGUGCCGGGGCUGGAUGUGAAACUCGACCCCAGGAUGCCUCGUCCUUCCGACCUACAGGCUAAACAGUUAAGGCAGAUUCUGUUGGCCGGAAUGGUGGACAAGGUGGCAAGGAAGCAGGAAAACAAAGAAUCGCGGGCCCAAGGACACAACAGACCUAUCUACCGCACUCCUGAAAUGGAGGAGGGGGUCUAUCUGUCCAACAACUCAGUACUGUACCAGUCGGCCCCAGACUGGAUCGUGUAUCAGGAGAUCUACCAGGCUGGCAAGACGAUGUACUUCAGAGAUGUGACAGCGAUAGAGCCAGAGUGGUUACCCAAAUAUGCACCGGCUCUUUGUAAUCUAUCCAACCCUCUGACGGAGCCACCGCCCCGGUACGACUCUGAAGUGGGUGCUCCUUUCUGUCACUUCUCUGGGACAUUUGGUCGCAGUGGGUGGCCUCUGCCCGUGACCGAGAUGGAGUUCCCAAGAGGUCUGGAACGCUACAAGUGGUUCGCUGUAUUCUUCCUGGAUGGUUCUGUAUGUCCUAAGCUCAAGAAGUAUGUCAAGGUGUUGAUGUCCACACCUCAAACAAUGGUGAAGUCCUGGGCAGGGUUGCAACCAAGGACAGAAAUCUUUCUUAAAACACUAGUCAUGAGAGAGGUGGACUCCAAAGAGUCUUUGAUGAAGCAGUGGAAGGAAAAUUCCAAGUACCUGUUAGAUGCCUACCAGAACUGGCUGCCUGUUUCGGCUCACAACGAAGUGGCAAUAUUGUGGCCUCCUCUGUGAUACACAAAGUUGUAAAAUUGUAUAUUUAUAUCUUGUACAGUGUAAAUAGUAAAUAAAAUUAUUUAAACUCA